Suillus clintonianus is the source of this 1346-nucleotide messenger RNA. RefSeq lists its product as uncharacterized. The coding region runs from base 51 to 1217 and encodes 388 amino acids. The transcript has 2 exons. Lineage: Eukaryota; Fungi; Basidiomycota; Agaricomycetes; Boletales; Suillaceae. The record is from RefSeq and is a predicted model, not a curated record.
GCUUAAGGUCUCCUAAUAUUGUUAUCUUAAUAUUUGACUCCAGAUGUUGGAUGCUUUCAACGAUGAAAGCAUUCGGCAAGAAGAGCAUGAAAGUGCUCUGUGAGAUCCAUGCAUUGUCCUUCUCUCAUUCUAGUUCUUCCGCCAAGGUCACACCGUACAUCCAUCGGCUGCCAGUGGAAAUCCUAGAACAAGUCUUCUUGCUCAUCGUUCAGAGCGCGCCAGGCUGUUCCAAUAUCUUCUUAUGUGGACGUGACACCAUUUCUGUCGACGUUGCCAGCCCUCCCCUAGUCUUGACCAGGGUGUGCCGUCGUUGGCGAGUCGUUGCACAUUCAACGCCAGGAGUCUGGUCGCGCAUCCAGGUCAUCCUCCCCGGGCAAGUUAAAUCGUUCAAACCAUCUAUUCCACAUCUCCUUCAGUGUUGGCUCGCUCGCUCUGGUAGUCUUCCCCUCGCCCUUCAUAUUGUUACCAAACCCCGCUCUCGCCGCAAACAUCCUUGCACACUAACAUCAGCGGCAAACUAUCGACUUCUCUAUAUCCUCCUUGCUGAGAGAAAGCGUUGGGAAACUGUGGUUAUGCCAGACGGGUACGACUGGAAUCUUGACUUCGACACGCCUCAGUUGAGAACCUUGGCGUGUCACUGGUCAAAUUUCAGCGAAUUCAAUGCACCAAAUCUUGUCCGGCUAUCCAUCAGCAGUCAUUGCUUCCCAGUCACCCCUACUUGCAAAGAUCUACGUCAUCUCUACCUCCAGACUGUUUCCGCGCGUACUAUAAGCUCCACUAUAGCCAUUUUCCCUCAUUUGGAGACCAUCGUGGUCGAUAUCAUAUCCUAUGGUGAUGAUCCUGCGUCUAGAAGUGUUUCGGCGACGCUGGAAUCGAUGACCCUCCCCCUACCCCCCUUCAUGUCGGAUACUGACUUCCGGAAUGAGUUUAUCGACAUGUUCAGUCAACUUCAUCUUCCCGUCUUGCGGAAAUUGACUCUGGCUGGAUUACCACAAAAAGGACAAGUCAAAUGCCUUUUGGCGGCGCUGGGAGUUGCGCCGUUUCAGGUGCCAGUGGUAGACUUUCAGACGGACGCACCGCUGAGCAAAGCUCAAAUGAACAAUAUUGCGCCUUUGUUCUCAAUUGUGGGAGAGGUCACGUUGUAUGGGGAAUUGGCUCAGAUCAACGAGUAUCGGCAUUCACGAAUGGAGAAACUGAAGCUGUGUUUCUCGAGAUAGUAUCAUGCUUUUCCUGACAAUUGUUGUGCACCUGUGAUCCAAGCUCGUCUUGCGUACAGUCGGGGGAGCUCACCGAAAUGCAGAGGUGGACAGUGACACGCUUGUAUGAGUACCGACCGAAGCUCCUGU